Messenger RNA from Colletotrichum siamense, 1974 nucleotides. RefSeq names its product Mitochondrial division protein 1 (gene mdv1). Gene Ontology annotation, molecular function: protein binding. The coding region runs from base 1 to 1974 and encodes 657 amino acids. The transcript is spliced from 4 exons. The record is from RefSeq and is a predicted model, not a curated record. NCBI's taxonomy places the organism in Eukaryota, Fungi, Ascomycota, Sordariomycetes, Glomerellales, Glomerellaceae.
AUGGCCGCCUCGGAUAAGGAUAACGACCAGUAUGGCUUCAACGACGAUGCCGGAGACGACCAGUCGGUCCUGUCUACCCGUGGCAUAGAAGCAUUCGGGCGCAAGGUCACCACCACCGCGAGCCAUUUGAUCGGCCCUCUUUCCGAGCAGAGUGGCAACGGCCACGGCCAUUACCAUGGCGCCCUUGCCGAGGUCCACAAACAGCUGCGCCGCCCAAAUGUCCAGCGCAGCAUGUUCUCGAUGGCGAAGACCACCCCGACCGACUUGGUGCGCUCAAAGCUCUCCAAGACGGAGAUCCAGCACCGCGCUUUGACGUACCUUCCCGAUGAGCUCCUGGCCAACAUUCCCGAGGGCGACAACUCCUUUUCUCUGUUCCAGGGCUUCAAAGCUAGCUUCCCCGAAUUGACGGAAGAGGGCAGGAAGCACCGGAGGCGGGUUUCGAGGGGCAGGAAGUUGCUGGACGAGACGGCACAUACCCCCGGCACACCCCAGGAGCUGCAAAAUCUGAAAAAGGACAAGGCGUCGAUGAUGCACGAGCUCGAAAUGCUGGGUGUUCGUAAGAACAUGGCUAGCAGCGAGAUUCGUGACAUUGACAACAAGAUUGCGAACUUGCACGGCAUGCGACGGAUUAUUCUGGAUAGGCUAGCGAAUCUGGAGCAGGAAGAGACAAUGCUGGAACACGACCUUAUGGACACCGAAGCUCGAUUAGAAGAAGCGCAAGAGCUCUUCGACGAAGCGGAAUCAAUUGCUAUCAACACACCUACAAAGACUGAGGAGGACCUUGCCGGCGAUCAGGAUGAGUCCGGUUUCAUGUCGCAAUCCGUCUACGAGAAGCUACCGUCCGCAUCCAACACCCCGGCAUCAAAACAGAAGAAGAAGGUUGUUCGUCGAAAAUCUAUGCCGAUAUUGCACGAGCAUUUUGAACCGGGCACCGCCAUCAGGGAGAUUCGCGCCCACCAGGACACUAUUACGGCUCUCGACUUUGACGCACCCUUUGGAACUAUGGUUACCUCGGCUAUGGACGACUCGAUAAAGGUUUGGGAUCUCAACGCGGGACGCUGCAUCGGUUUGCUAGAGGGUCACACUGCAUCCGUAAGAACGCUGCAGGUCGAAGACAACUUCUUGGUGACCGGUGGAAUGGACGCUACAAUUCGUCUGUGGGAUCUUAGCAAGGCUCACUACGACCCUCACGGCAGCCAAUUCGACGAUGAUGAAGAUGGAAUCGCAUUUGAGAACCCCGACGACAGCCCGGUUGAACCUCCUGCGGGAAGCAUGAGGGAUUGUCCUCUUUACACCCUGCAAUCACAUGUUGACGAAAUUACGGCCCUUCACUUCAGAAACGAUAUCCUUGUCUCCGGUUCAGCAGACAAAACUCUGCGGCAGUGGGAUCUUGAAAACGGUCGUUGCGUGCAAACUCUCGAUGUUAUGUGGGCAGCGGCUCAGGCUUCUGCCAACUUUGGCAGCGACAGCUCUUGGAGGCAAACGAGUAGAGCGCCGGCGCAGACGGCCCACUUUAUUGGGGCUUUGCAAGUGUUUGAGACAGCUCUGGCGUGUGGUACCGCCGAUGGCAUGGUUCGUCUAUGGGAUCUGCGAAGCGGCCAGGUCCACCGAAGCUUGGUGGGACACACCGGCCCGGUGACAUGCUUGCAAUUCGACGACGUUCACCUUGUUACCGGUAGCAUGGACCGAAGCAUUAGAAUAUGGGAUCUCCGUACAGGAUCCAUCUACGACGCGUAUGCAUACGAUAACGCAGUCACCAGCAUGAUGUUUGACGAGAGGAGGAUCGUCAGCGCGGCUGGCGAGGACGUCGUGAAAGUGUACGAUAAGGUAGAGGGCCGGCAGUGGGAAUGCGGCGCCGGCAUUGCGGAAGCAGACGACAACAAGACGCCUGCCGUUGUAGAACGUGUACGUGUUAAGGACGGGUACCUGGUCGAGGGCCGUCAAGACGGUAUUGUAGGAGUAUGGACAUGUUAG